AUGAGAGAGCCCUCGCUAUCGCCGCUGCCAACUUUGCCGACGCCUUCAAUCGCGCCAAGACAUUACCCUCGCUGUCGCGCGGCGCGGGCAAGUAGGACUGGACUGCCGGGGUCGUUGGGUGGUGGGAGAGGCAAGCGCGCGCCUUGUCGCUUUCUAGUCGCUUCUGUUGGGGCUGUGCACACGUCUGCUUACGUAUUUAUUCUGACUUGCGAAAUCGUCCCCCCCCCCCCCCCUCCCCUCUAUGUUAUGUAUUGUCUUAUAUCCCACUCUAUUGCUUUGUGUUUGGGCUCGCGUCGGCCGUCGUAG
Messenger RNA from Chondrus crispus (carragheen), 306 nucleotides. RefSeq lists its product as hypothetical. NCBI's taxonomy places the organism in Eukaryota, Rhodophyta, Florideophyceae, Gigartinales, Gigartinaceae. The transcript has a single exon. Bases 1 to 306 code for a protein of 101 amino acids. The record is from RefSeq and is a predicted model, not a curated record.